Messenger RNA from Euleptes europaea (tarantolino), 605 nucleotides. RefSeq names its product sorting nexin 24 (gene SNX24). Bases 17 to 529 code for a protein of 170 amino acids. The record is from RefSeq and is a predicted model, not a curated record. Gene Ontology annotation, molecular function: phosphatidylinositol phosphate binding. The transcript is spliced from 7 exons. Lineage: Eukaryota; Metazoa; Chordata; Lepidosauria; Squamata; Sphaerodactylidae.
UCGCCCCGAUCCUGCCAUGGAGGUGUUCAUCCCUUCGUUUCGCUACGAGGAGAGCGAAUUGGAGAGAGGCUACACGGUCUUUAAGAUAGAUGUGCUAACGAAUGGAAGAAAGCACUUUGUUGAAAAAAGGUAUAGUGAAUUUCACGCUCUUCAUAAAAAGCUUAAGAAAUUCAUAAGAACUCCAGAAAUCCCUUCUAAGCAUGUAAGGAACUGGGUUCCCAAAGUUUUGGAACAGCGUCGUCAAGGCUUGGAAUCUUAUUUACAGAGUAUUAUUUUAGAAAAUGAAGAGCUCCCUAAAAUUUUUAUUGACUUCCUCAACGUUCGGCAUUUUCCUUCUCUCCCAAAAGCUGAAAGCUGUGGUUCAUUUGAAGAGCUAGAAUCAGAAGAAUCAAGCAAACUGUCCCACCAGCCAGUGCUGCUGUUCCUAAGGGAUCCAUAUGUCUUGCCUACAGCCAAUGAUGACUUUCCAAAUGUAGUUAUUGAAGGCGUACUCCGUGGAUUAUUUUAUCCUCACCUACAGCCCAGGUAGAAAAAUCAGUUUGUGUGGACAAUAACCUAGUUCCUGCAAGACGACAAGUGUACUUUAGCUAUCUUAAAAUCAUGGA